UAGGAGAUGAAUUCGACGAAGGCGCGUUACUGAGGAACCAAUACGCGUCGUGAAUGGGCGGGACGUGCAUGCGACGCCGCUUGCUGCCGGGGAAACGGGGUACGGACGGUGAACUGAAUUGUGCCGGUGGACUAGAAACUCCCGCCAUUUCGACAAAGAAUUAACCUCUUGAUUGAUCCAGGGUAUUUUCCCGUCACACUUACUACGCUUUUAUAAGGUAACAAGAGGAUCCGACACUACGGAAACAUUUGCUCAGAGGGAAACAGGCUUAAGAUUUGGGCUCGUACAGCGCGCCAACCUCCCGCCGCUGAACUAAGCUUCGGCAGUUGCCGCGAGUUUGCUUUCGGUGUGGUUUUCAUCCUUUCAUGUGCAUCUGGUGGAGCUAAAAGUUCACCAACCACACCAAGGGACACGUUGAACUCCCUGCUCGUCUUCAUGGACUUUGUGUAAAACCAGAAUGACAAGUCUACGAGAUGAGAGAGUAAGGAUGCGAUGAGGCGGGUGGAGAGAAGCGCACUGUUAUUGUUUUGCAACGAGCUAGCAUCCAGCAGCCUACCAGCUACUCAGUUAGCUGCUCCACGUUGAGUGCCGGGCCUGCCGGCGGUGAGACGUGAGACGAAGAUAUCUGGGAACACUUCGUAUAAAUGCGAAGGACACAUCAUUGUAUAUUGUUUCAGUAGCUCGUGACUACCAGGUUUGAUUUCACCACUGAGAGCUGUGCCAUUUGUUCAUCCGACAUGGCACCGCUUUUAGGCCGGAAACCGUACCCACUCGUUAAGCCGCUACCCGAGCCACCAGGCCCGGGAGAGGAGGUCUACAUCAUCGAGCACACCAAGGAGGCCUUCAGGAACAAAGAAGAGCAUGAGGCUCGCUUGCAGAGGUAUGCUGAGCGCAUCUGGACCUGCAAGAGCACUGGAAGCAGCCAGCUCACCCACAUAGAAGCAUGGGAGGAGGAACAAGAAGUCACAGAACUGCUUCAAGAGGAGUACCCUAAAUGGUUCGAGAAACCGGUCCUGGAGAUGGUCCAUCACAACACAGUGUCUUUAGACAAACUGGUAGAAAUGGCCUGGGUGGAAAUCCUCACCAAGUAUGCUGUGGAUGAAGAGUGUGACUUCCUGGUGGGGAAGGACAAAAGUUUGCAAGUGAAGGUGGUAAAGAUCCACCCCCUGGACAACCCAGAGGGAGAGACAGGGGAGAAGAAGCUUGAAGGUGCCUGUGAUUCUCCAUCCAGCGACAAGGAGAAUGCUAGUCAGGAGAACCAACGGAAGGAACCUCCCCCCAGAGAGGAGGAAAACAGGAGGGAGAGUCUCAGCGACAGAGCACGACGUUCACCUAGGAAACUUCCUACAGCCAUGAAGGAAGAGAGGAAGAAAUGGGUGAUGCCGAAAUUCCUUCCUCAUAAGUAUGACGUGAAGCUCAUUAAUGAGGAAAAGGUGAUCAGUGAUGUCCCAGCAGACAGCCUAUUCAGAACAGAGCGCCCACCAACAAAGGAGAUCAUGCGCUACUUUAUUAGACAUUAUGCUCUGAGGCUGGGCAUGGGAGAGAGUGCUCCCUGGGUGGUUGAGGAUGAACUGGUGAAAAAAUUUACCCUUCCCAGCAAAUUCAGUGACUUUCUUCUUGAUCCACACAAGUUUUUGGCAGAGAAUCCCUCAGCGAAGCGUAAGAGCCUGACAUCUCCAGACGGCAAGCCAAGCAAGAAGCUGAAGAGCUCAGACACACCAGGGGAGGAGUCAGGGAAUGAGAAGGGAGAGAAGAAAAGGAAAAAGAAGGAUGCCUUAGGCAUGCCUCUUAGUCCAACCAUCUGGGGCCACAUGCAGGUAAAGAAAGGGGAUGGCUCUUCUCCCUCAACUCCAAAACCAGGAAAGAAGUCUGGGGAAAAGAAAGAAGGGAAGAAAACUGGAAAAAAUGGUGAAAAGAAGCUUAACAUCCUCAAAGCCUCUAAAAAAGACAGCAAAGCUGGUGCUAAAUCACCCAAGAUGAAGCAGAUGACGCUGCUUCAUCUGGCUAAGAGCACCCCCACUGGGAGCCCUAAGAAGAGAGCCAGAAGUACUAGUCUGGGAACCCCUAAACUGGGAAAGCCACUACACCCUAUGGCUCUGCACCUCCUUCGUUAUUAUAAGGAGCACAAGGGCAAAGAGGACAAGAAGACCUCCCUUUCCUCCCUGAUCUCUAAGGCUGCAAAGACCUUGUCCCCUGAUGAUCGGAGCCGAUUGCCCGAGGAGCUGCAGGAGCUGGUGCAGAAACGCUGGGAGAUGCUGGAGCAAAAGAAACGCUGGGCAGCCAUGAGCGAAGAGGAAAAGCAGGAAGAGAUGAAGAAAAAACGCGAAGAACUCAAGGAGAAACUGCGAGAAAAGGCCAAGGAGAGGCGCGAGAAGGAGAUGCUGGUCCGUCUUGAACAAUCGCGCAGAUACGAGGACCAGGAGAUCGAAGGUGGCAAGAACCUUCCAGCAUUCAAGCUCGUAGACAUGCCUGAGGGGCUGCCUAACACCUUGUUCGGUGAUGUAGCUAUGGUGGUGGACUUUCUACACUGCUAUGCAGGGCUGUUGAUGCCAGAGGACCAGUAUCCCAUCACAUCAGUGGCUCUGAUGGAAGCACUGGCAGGAGAGCGGUCCGGCUUUCUCUACCUAAACCGGGUGCUGGUGGUGCUGCUUCAGACGCUGCUGCAGGACGAGCUCGCAGAAGGCUACAGCGAGCUUGAUAUACCUUUAUCGGAGAUCCCCCUCACUAUGCACUCUGUGUCAGAGCUGGCGCGGUUAUGCUUGCGACCAUGCGACGCUCACGGUGAGGACAGCGGUCAAGGCUCUGAAGACACCGGACCCUUGGCGGACUUUGAUGAAGUGGUGACCAGUGAGUUCUUGGAUAAACUUGAGACAAUCGAGGUGUUUGAGCUGAGCCCCGAAGAGAAGGUCAGCCUACUGGUAGCUCUGUGCCAUCGCAUACUCAUGACCUAUUCAGUGGAGGACCAUGUUGACGCCAAGCAGCAGCGCUCAGCUGAGCUGUGGAAAGAGCGCCUGGCAAUGAUGAAAGAGGUCAACGACCGAAAGAAGGAGGAGAGGAAGAAGCGGAAGGAGGAGGGUAAAGGUGAGAAAAAGAAAGAAGGGCCUACAAAGAAGGAGAGCAAAAAAGACAUCAAAGUGGAACCAGAGCCAGAGCCCGAAGACAUGAUCAGCUCAGUGAAGAACAGGAGGCUGAUGUCCAUUCAGGCGAAGAAGGAGAAGGAGGAGAUGGACAGACAGAAUAAAGAGCGCAUGGAGAAGGAGGCCGAAGAGGAGCGGAUGCGUAAACAGAGAGCUGCAACAGAAAGAGCCUUCCAGGAUGGCAUCGCCAAAGCCAGACUCGUCAUGCGCAGGACCCCUCUGGGUACAGACAGGAACCAUAAUCGAUACUGGGUGUUCUCUGACGUGGUCCCUGGUCUGUAUAUCGAGAAAGGCUGGGUGCAUGAAGGCAUCGACUACAACUUCACUCCUCCCCCUGAGGACAAACCAGCUGAGCCUGAAGUGGAGGAAGAAGAGGAAGUUGUGUCUUCUACUCCUACUCAGGAUUCACAAGGAGCUGAAAAGGACGACUGCAGCAUAGACGGUGCUGUUAGUGAGGGGGCCCAGCAGGGAGCAGCAGCUGACAUCUGUAUAGAAACUACUGUCCCCAAACAGGGACAGAACCUCUGGUUCAUAUGUGACAACCCCGCUGAGCUGGAGGAGCUGGUGGAAAGUCUUCAUUCUCACGGGGUUCGAGAGAGUGAACUGAAGUCAAAGAUACAAAGCAGAUUCCAGGACAUCCUGCACUCUGUCCAUCUGACCCGUAAGGGUAAAUUGGGCCUCAGGACCUGCGACGGCUACGAAGAGCUGCUGAGGUACCUGCGCAGUGACAUCCAGGAGGUAGCUUCAAGACUCCACAAGGGAGGCCUGGGGUACCUGGAUGAUAACGUAGACAUUGAAGAGCAGCUGAAAGACAUGGAGAGCUUGAAGGAGUUUGGCGAGUGCAUCAUCACCAUUCAGGCCUGUGUGAUCAAAAAGUUCCUGCAGGGAUUCAUGGCCCCGAAACAGAAAAAGAAGAGAAAGCAAGGAGGGGAAGAAAGCAGCAAGGCUGAAGAGGUGGAUGAGGAGAAGAGGCUGGCAGAGGAGGCCAGGGUGGCGACAGCAGUGGAGAAGUGGAAGACUGCUAUCCGCGAGGCCCAGACCUUUUCCCGCAUGCACGUCCUGCUGGGGAUGUUGGACGCGUGCAUAAAGUGGGACAUGUCUGCAGAGAAUGCUCGCUGCAAAGUCUGUCGCAGGAAAGAGCUCAGACAGCGCCCGUGCGUGUUGAAGCUGAUGGAGACUAGGACCAGAUCCAGACAGUGCUACAGGGACAGGCUCAGAGCAGGACAGACUAGUUAUGUCAGGCAGGUCUACAUGCAGAGCUGGCAGCUCAGCAAGCCAUCAGGUGACGAUGAGAAACUUAUCCUCUGUGAUGAGUGCAACAAGGCCUUCCACCUGUUCUGUCUGCGACCGGCUCUGUACCGCAUCCCUGCUGGAGAGUGGCGAUGCCCAGCCUGCACGCCCACUGUGGCAAGACGAGGCUCCCGCUCAAGGAACUACAACCAAGACACGGAUGAAGAAGAGGAUGAGGAGGAGUCUGAAGAGGAGGACUCAGAGGAAGAGGAAGAUGAUGAGGAGGAUAAUGACUACAAGGCCAUGGGGCACAGCUUGAGGCCAAGGAAGAAAAAUAAGCAGUCUUCAUCUCGGCAAAAAAGUUCAAAAAGCAAACCCAAGAAGCCGUCGUCUUCAAGUAGUCAGAGCAGCAAACAGAAGACCGGCCCCAACAGCCCCGCAGACAUCGAUGAACUGGUGCGACUGAGCUCUCAAACAGGAGUGCGCAGGCAGGUGCUGGAGCUGGAGCGGUGUGAAGAAAUCCUCAAGAAACUGAUGAAAUUCCGCUACAGCUGGCCUUUCAGGGAGCCUGUGUCUACAGACGAGGCUGAGGACUACCUGGACAUUAUCUCCCAGCCGAUGGAUUUCCAGACGAUGCUGGGAAAGUGCAGCCAGGGCUCGUAUCGUCACGCUCAGGAUUUCCUCGAAGACGUGAAACUGGUCUUCUCCAACGCAGAGGAGUACAACCAGCAGGGCAGCACCGUGCUCUCCUGCAUGGUCAAGACCGAGCAGUCGUUCACAGAGCUGCUCCAGAAGCUGCUGCCCGGUCUCAGCUACCUCCGCCGGCGUUCGCGCAAACGCAUCAGCCAACAACCUGCAACAUCCGAGGAAGAGGGGGAUGAAGAAGAAGAGGAAGAAGAGGAGCAGCAGGAGGAGGAGGAAGAGGAGGAGGAGGAGGAAGAGGAGGGGGAUGAAGAAGAGGAAGAAUCGAAGAAAAAGAUGCAGAAUGGCAAAUCAAACAGGAAGAAAGUGAGGAACGGUCGAGGUCGUAGGGAAGAGGAGAGCGAGAGUGAGGAUGAUGAUGAUGAUGAUGAUGAUGGCCGAAGGAGAAGUAAGCGCGCCUCCGCCACCUCAGGAAAGAAGGAUUACAGGGAGCAGAAUAGCGAUGGCGAGCGGGACACACGCAGAACUCGUCAUCGGGGGGGCCGGGGCGAAGCGAGCAGCGACGAGGAGCGGUCCAGCCAGCAGCGACAUUCCAAGAGACAGAAACGCUCGUGAAGUCCAGGGUGAUUUUAUGUUCGGUUCUGUCCUCUCUCUUUGCUUUAAAAACGUCUGUCCCGCUCUUCUACACGAUGAUCAAGAGGCCUCCUCCUCAUCCUUCUACAACCAGCGGGGCUUAAUCCUCAGAAGGACUUUUCUGUGUUUUUGAACUUUUCUGUUCAUAUUUUGAAAAAUGACAAAAGAAAACUGAUUUAUAUUUGUAACGUUUAAUAUCGGUGUUAUUUUUUUUCUUCUUUUAUUUUUUCAACCAAGAAAACUGAGAUAAAGAGAGGUCCUCGUAGCUCUUAAGACUCUUUGAUUUGAAUUUCAGCUCCAGGCUGACAACACACAUACACAUACCCACACUCAAGUGUAGUUUGACUUCAAAUGUUGUCCUGUGAACUGCUUUGUACUCUCCAAACACCAGUGUAACCUGAGGCCUGUUGACACACAGCCGUCACUUCAGUGGGUUGUUUCAGGAAAUCCAGCUGGUCCCAACCAAACCUCUCUUACAAGUCGCGGUGUUUUAGCUCAUUUUAAGUACUCGUGGUGUCCAUGUAGCCGAAACUCUCUGGGAAGUCUGUCUUGGCAUAAAAGCAGCAUUGUAGGCUGAAAUGUUCUAUCACCUGUAAAUCUUUUAUUUCUGUGCAUUUUGACACCAAAUUUAUCUCAAAUGCAACUUUAUAGACGAACAUGAUAGGCUUUUACUAGUUGUAGUUAUUUCUUGUUUUUCCAGGUUCAGAUGUAUUGUGAAAAUCUGGGUCUCACGUAUAAUCUUCUCACUAACACACAAGUUUCCUCUCAGCUCUUGGUGCCAAGAUGUUUUCAAAAACUGAGACCUAACUUUGGAGUCUCUGUCUUGGUGUGUGGAGCUGACCAGCCUCUCCUCUGUAGUGCCCUGCCACUUUAAAAGAACCGGUACCUCAAUGCUCCGUCAGUUUGCACUCCUCUUGUGUAAAGUGCACCUAUUAUGCCAGCAGCUACAGGACCAUACUUUAUUACAAUUAUGUGCAUAAACAUUUGUAAACAGUGUUUAAAACAACCAAUGUGAUGUUUGUUAAGAAAAUGGGCAUUUUUGAAUAUUUGAUAUUUUUUGCACAUUUUAUUUGGUAUUGUAAAUGACAACUUGUUAGUCAAUCUUAAUCACAUCCAAUAAAUUGAAAAGGUUCAACCAGGGCUCUCUCUUCUAAUCAAUGUCGUAAACAUGCCACUUUUUUUAAACAUCUGUCACAGCAGAAAUAACAAUUGCAUUUUAAAUCAAGCACCCUACAGCCUCUGUCACUCCCUGAACGUCCUGGUCCAAACACCAGGUGGUGCUCUCCCUCUGCACUCUGGAUACUUUCAUCUCAGCAGUUUCAAAGUAAUCUUGUGUCAGCGCUGUUAGCUGGACCUGACUCGCACUGCCCUGUGUGCUCACUGGUCAUCAGGGGACAGUAGGGCUCGAUAGUGCAGGUUUUUUGAGGUCUUUUUAUUUGUUAAAACUUCUGACUUCUGGAAAAACAUCUGCAACAAAUAUUUUUAAACUUUGGAGUCAUAUCUUUGAAUAAAAAAACAAAAACAUUUCCUUUGCAAAAGUUCCUGUAGUUUGUGGCAAGGCUGCCAGCAAUGUAAAUGUCUCUUUAUAUCCUGAUAAAGCCGUUUCCCUCCUCUGUA
Molecule: messenger RNA, 7259 nt
Organism: Notolabrus celidotus (New Zealand spotty)
Lineage: Eukaryota; Metazoa; Chordata; Actinopteri; Labriformes; Labridae
Gene: baz1b
Product: bromodomain adjacent to zinc finger domain, 1B
Exons: 22
Coding region: 738-5624 (1628 amino acids)
Biological process (GO): chromatin remodeling
Cellular component (GO): WICH complex
Molecular function (GO): protein binding; histone H2AXY142 kinase activity
Source: RefSeq, a predicted model, not a curated record